AGAUGUCAAAAUACGUAACGGUUUUUGACGUCUCAUAAAAACCGGUUAGUACAAAUUGGUUAUAUGGAUUUUAUUUCUGUAACAUUAUAUUUGUUUCCAUAAUUUGUACUAAUUACAAUUUUUUGUGGCCAGAAGUACCAUUGUACAUUGUACCUGUUGUUUUUCAUUUUUUUAGUUAGCAUUUUUACACAAAUAUGGCAAAUAAAAGACGUCGUCAGCCCUCCGGAGACAUAAAUGAUCAUCAUUCCAAAAGCAAAAGAGCUAAAUUUACCUUAGAAAGUGUACAUUUGCCAGAACUUGAUGUGGAGGGCACAGUAUUAGUCACAGGAGCAGGAGAUGUGGGACAAUUAGGGCUAGGACCAGAUAUAUUAGAAAAAAGUCGACCUGCUGCAGUGCCCUUAGAUCAUAAAGUUGUUGACAUUUGUGCGGGUGGUAUGCACACAGUUUGUUUAACUAAAGAGGGAAAGGUUUUUACUUUUGGUUGUAAUGAUGAAGGAGCUCUGGGUAGAGUUACAGAAGGUAAGGAGGAUGCAGAAUUUGAAGCCGGAGAGGUGGAAUUGCCUGGAAAAGUAAUUCAGAUAUCAGCUGGAGAUUCACACACGGCUGCACUUUUAGAGGAUGGGCGGGUAUUUGCCUGGGGUACUUUUAGGGAUUCUCAUGGAAAUAUGGGUAUGACAUUGAACGGCAACAAGAAGUCACCAUACGAAAUCAUUAAAGAUGUCUUUAUUAAAAAAAUAGCCUCGGGUGCGGAUCAUAUUGUAUUUCUGACGAAUCAUGGUGAUGUGUACACUUGUGGGUGUGCAGAACAAGGUCAAUUGGGCAGGACUACUGAAAGAGGAAGUAGUAGAAAUGCUAGGAGCGGAAUUGGUAAGGGACAGAUAGAAAAACUUCUAAAACCGCAACCUAUUAGUCUGAAAGCAAGUUUACGAUUACAUUUUGACAACAUUUGGGCAUCAAAUUAUGGGACCUUCUGUAAAGUAGCCAACAGUGAAGAUAUGUAUGUAUUUGGACUUAACAAUUACAACCAAUUAGGACUAAAGGAACUCAAUCCAUAUUUUAUGCCCACACUUUCAAAAGACUUUUCCAAAUACAAUUGGCAUACAAUCAGCAGUGGGCAGCACCAUACCAUAGCUUUGGAUUUAGAUGGUAAGGUUCACGCAAUAGGUAGAAAAGACUAUGGACGAUUAGGUUUAGGAAAGGACUGUGAAGAUGCAGUUGAGUUGAAACCUGUUGACACUCUGGAAGGAAAGAAGGUGGUAAAUGUUGCUUGUGGAUCCGCGACAUCAUUUGCUGUGACUGAAGAAGGAGAUUUGUAUGGCUGGGGAAUGGGGACUAACGGCCAACUGGGCACAGGCGAAGAAGACGAUUGCGAAGUUCCAACUCUAAUAAAAAGUAAACAAUUACAAGACAAAAAAGUAUUUAGAGUUAGUAGCGGAGGACAACACACGGUCAUUUUGGCCAUUCAGAGAGACAUCAAUGGUCAUGGCGACUCCUAAAGUUGAAAAAAUAUUCUAAAAAAUAAUUCUUGACUGCCAAGUUAAUGGUUAAAAUUUUGCAGUAAGUUAUUUUGGGUAUUAAAUCUUUUUAAAUUUUAUAACUUGGUAAUAUUGAUUAUUUUUUGGAAAAAAAAAAUGUAUUGAGUGCCUAGUUUCGUGGUGAAUAAACAGAAACAAGUGAAAUAUACAGAUUAGUAAAAUUUUAAGUGUAUUUAUGUAUGAAAAGCAAUAAAAAAUGUGUAUUUUU
Messenger RNA from Diabrotica balteata, 1743 nucleotides. The record is from the annotation of a GenBank genome assembly. NCBI's taxonomy places the organism in Eukaryota, Metazoa, Arthropoda, Insecta, Coleoptera, Chrysomelidae.